This is a messenger RNA of Etheostoma cragini (Arkansas darter), 3397 nucleotides long. RefSeq names its product v-myb avian myeloblastosis viral oncogene homolog (gene myb). Gene Ontology annotation, molecular function: DNA-binding transcription factor activity, RNA polymerase II-specific; RNA polymerase II cis-regulatory region sequence-specific DNA binding. The transcript has 16 exons. Gene Ontology annotation, biological process: regulation of DNA-templated transcription. Gene Ontology annotation, cellular component: nucleus. The record is from RefSeq and is a predicted model, not a curated record. NCBI's taxonomy places the organism in Eukaryota, Metazoa, Chordata, Actinopteri, Perciformes, Percidae. Bases 162 to 2135 code for a protein of 657 amino acids.
GCCAAAUUUACCGGGAUGCUAAAGAAAAGGGGAGGAGCUGUAGUGGAGGCUGCAGUAGUUUAAAUUAAUGUCAACCUGCUUCUUCCCCGGGAGAACAAACCCAGCGCAGAUAGUGAAAGUACGUGCUCAGCGCAACCUGCGAGCCGCUCACAGAUAUUAACAUGGCUCGGCGGCCGAGAAACAGUGUUUACAGUAGUGAGGAGGAUGAGGAGGAGACUGAGAUGUAUGAACAUGAUUAUGAUGGAUCACUGGCCAAGGCAGGGAAACGUCACCUUGGCAAAACACGCUGGACACGAGAAGAGGAUGAGAAGUUGAAGAAACUUGUUGAGCUUCAUGGCUCAGAAGACUGGAAACUUAUUGCAAGCUUAUUAACUAAUCGUACAGAUGUGCAGUGCCAGCACAGGUGGCAGAAGGUUCUUAACCCAGAGCUCAUCAAAGGGCCGUGGACCAAAGAGGAGGACCAGAGGGUGAUUGAGCUUGUCCAGAAGUAUGGAGCCAAGCGUUGGUCUGUGAUUGCCAAGCACCUGAAGGGGCGCAUCGGCAAGCAGUGCCGUGAGCGCUGGCACAACCACCUGAACCCAGAGGUGAAAAAGACAUCGUGGACUGAGGAGGAGGACCGAAUCAUCUACCAGGCCCACGAGAAGCUGGGCAACCGCUGGGCCGAAAUCGCUAAGCUGCUCCCCGGCAGGACUGACAACGCUAUAAAGAACCAUUGGAACUCCACCAUGAGGCGAAAGGUGGAACAGGAGGGCUAUCUUCAGAUUGCAGCAAAGAACUCCUCGCUCUCCAUUAGCCAUGGCUAUGUGAAGACCAACACUCACAUCAUGGGUUUCCCUCACCACUCGCAUAAUCACUCGCAGCUGCCUCCCUACACCUACAUCUCCGACACACACAGAAUACCGUUACCCAUGGCCUUGCAUUUGAACCUGCUGAACAUUCCCCAGCAUGGAACCGCUGCUAUACAGAGACACUAUAGUGAGGAGGACCCUGAGAAGGAGCAGAGGGUGAAAGAGAUCGAACUGCUGCUCAUGUCAACAGAAGAUGAGCUGAGGGGCCAGCCAUCACGACCGAUGAAUUUGUCCUAUCCAAGCUGGGCCAGCCAGAGCUCUUUGACCAACAGCUCAGAUAGUGUAAUGUUAUUACCUCAUCACCAGGCCCCUGCCCUGCCUCUCGACCAGAGUUGCCUACCUGAAGAGAGCGCCUCUGCAACACGCGCCCACAGCAAUAACGGCCGCAACAACAACAACAACAACAACAACAAUAACAGCAAUCACAGCAGUCCGACGUUCUCAGAUACUAUCCCAGAGUUCAUGGAUUGUGUCAUUGAUUCAAGCCUCUCCUCAGUGGAUGAGGCCACUACCAGCGGGCUCUUGGAUAGGAGCGUUCUCAGAACAGACAGGCUCUUGCCCAAUCAGGGCUCAAGAACUGCUCUCGGAGCAUGGGCUGGUUUCAUCUGCUCAACCCCCAAGCCUUCACCAGUCAGAAACCUUCCCUUUUCACCCUCACAGUUUCUCAACCAAUCAAUGAGCCCAGAACACUCCGACAAUGACAGUUUACCAAUGAGCUCGCCUGUGGACUCCAAGCCGCCGAUCAACCACACUAUCAGACCCCAGAAAGAGAACAAAAUGUUCAGAACGCCAAACAUUCGUCGUUCGCUCCUGGAGUCAUCUCCUUGUACACCCACACCUUUCAGGUCAGCCCUGGCCAUGCAGGAGGCCAAGUAUGGACCCCUCAAACUACUGAACUCCCCUUUGGAGCAGCAGAUGGUACAAUCCAUCAAGCAGGAGCCAAUGGAGUGUGCCAUUGAGCAGCCUCCUCUGAAGAAAAUAAAACAAGAGGUGGAGUCUCCAUGUGAGGGGAGCCCGUGUAUGCAGUGGGAAGGACAAGACCUUCACACACAGCUCUUCUCCCCAAACGGCCCCGCACAGGAAGUACCUGACCUACUCACUAGCUCAUUAUUGAGUGAAGAUGGCCACAAAACCUACCACCUUCCUCACAGAGGCAUGGCCAGCCCACUACAGCAGCUCAGUUCCUGGGAACAGGUGACCUGUGGGAAAACAGAGGAGCACGUUUUGGCCUCAGAGCAGAGCCACAAGUACAUCAACACUUACCCUACGAGGACACUGGUCAUGUAGACUAGAGACACAUGUUGGACUGUAAGAUCAACAAUCCCUGCGCUGGACGCAGCGCCGCGGAUGACAUAUUUGUUGUGGUACAACAGUUGGGAGAGGCGCUAUGCCAUUGGUGGUUUUACACUCACACUUGUUGGAUUUCAACCAACCAAAGACUAAACAAUUAUUUUGUUUUUGAAAUCUUUUAAAUAGAAUUUGCUCUGGGUUCUAUUGUACGUCCUAUUACUUUUGGUCUUGUCACUGGAUUAUUAUCGAUGUUGUAUUAUAAAUGGGAAACGGUGGCUAUAUGAUUUGCAUUGGGCUGUAUUAUUAAUUCCGAAUUUUGAUAUUAAUAUAAAGAACAAGUUGAUUAAUUUAUUUCUUUUGUUUUGAUAAUAAUGAUAAUGUUGUUGUUGUUUUUUAAAAAUUGGCCAAUGGAGCAGUGUUGUAAGGAAAGUAUUUAAGCCCUGUUAGCAUUAUCAUAAAUCCAAAGGCAUAUUAAUGAAUUCAAAACUGACCUCUUUAUUCCAGUCAUGAAACGUUACUGUUUCUUUUAUUAUUAUUUUUUGUCUCUACUGAGAAUUUUCAGUGCUUGGUCUGUGCACCUCAUGUAAACACCUAACUACUGAACAAGAACAGCUGCAUCUGUUCUUCCAUCAUUAUUCAACUAAGAAUUAUCUUAUUUUACACAACAAAAGGGGCCGGCCUUACUAGUAUUACCUUUAGUUCAUAUAAAUUAAGUUUUCAUUUCAAUUUUCAAUUUAUUUCUGGCCUUCACAAAACCCUUUAUGAGGAAACAUUUUAUGAACAAACAUUAUAUGUGUUAAAAGUCUAAGUAUAUAUAUAUUUAUACAUUUAAAAACAACUUGAAUGACCUAAUAUGUCUGAAUCCAUGAGCUUCACCCAGUAAGAGUAAGACCAAGCUGCACUUCUUAUAUCUUAUAUUAUCCAUAAAAAGCGGGAGUACUAAACACUGAUGUUUUAUAUUUUGCUACAAACAAAUCCCUUGAAUUGAAACUUUUUAUAUGUUUGUUUUGUUUUUAAACAUUUCUUUGAAUCGUUUUGUAUUUUUGUAUAAUGCCUAUUCAAUCAGCAUUGUGUUUUCUUACUAAGACUGCAGUAGCCCAUGUCAAACACUUAGCAGACAAUCUUUUUAUACGCCUUGUUUUUAUACUAGCUUUUGAGCAAAAAUGAUUUCCUGAAAGCAUUUAUACAGUCCAAGUUUGGAAUGUUUUUUUAUACUUUUCUAUACUGCCUAGUAAAUAAAGUGUGUUGUUUUUAUUACA